UCGAAGUCGUAAUCACAAGCCUUUUAUCUGGCAAAUGCGCAUCUAUGCCUCCCUUCUCAUACGAUGUAGACUUUUAACGUUCAUAUUUUUUCUUCGCUUUUAAAAGUUUCAUGUGAAAAUUAUAGUUUUGUGAAUACAGAGCAACUUAUAAUUUAAAUCAAACGUGUUUUUUGAAAUGUUCUGAAAUUUGCUCAACACUAAUUUUCUCUCCUCUUUGCUUUUCAUCUUCUGCUGCUGCAAUGGCAGCUGAAUCGACCGAAGAGGAAAAACCAUUCCUAUCUGGGAUGGUGAAUGGAAGCACCGAUUUGCCGGUUGACAUUUCAUGCUUUGAGUUGAUUAAGCCGGGAUUUGAUGGGACAAACCAACAUUGUUCUUUUGAUGUAUUGCCUAUUCUAAUAGAGGAGACUUCAUUUCCAGUAAGAGAAAAAUGCAGCUUAAACACUUCACACGGCCAGGAUGUCUAUAGCAUUUCUCUGUUGCCUGACGAAGGAAACAGGAGUCCAAAUUGUACACCACAGUUAUCUUUUUUCAGCCUCCUAGAAGUUCCUUUUUCAUUGAAAAACCAGAUGUGUUUGGACGCACCGCUGAGUUGCCAGAACUGCAUCGAUUUGAAAGUGGAUGGUGAAGAUGGAUGUUCAUCUUGCAUUCUGGAUGUAAACAUCGAAAAAGAGACUCCUGGCAUACUUAAAUCCAGUGAUGAAACUGUUGGAAAUUUAAAAAGUGAAGGCAUAGUGACACAUUUGCAGAAGGUAUUGCAGAGACAAGCAAGCUUAACUGUAGACAAAUCAUCGACUGAGAGGGUUCAUGAUGCACCUAUGAACAGGUGGAGGAGAUAUAAACGAGCUGCGUCAUUUGACUCGAGGAAAAUAGUUCUCCUUUUCUCAAUCUUGUCGAGUGUGGGGACAUUGAUAUUGAUUUAUCUGACGCUGAGAGUUAGACAAAGUAUCGAUGGGUACAACCGUGCGUAGCGCCUUGGUGUUCAUCUCCUUCAAACUCAUGCUCUUGUGAUUCAGCAAUGCAGCAUCUUUCAUCACUGUCAAUGUUUGGGAAUCGAAAUCAAAACAAGUAUAUGAACUGCUUCACGAAUAUUAAACGAGUUAUGCUCCUGAUCUGAAGUAAAUUUUAAUGAUGUUUUAGGCGAUCAUGUAAACAAAAAAUGAGUAUAUUCACGAGCAUAAACCUUCAUGAA
Molecule: messenger RNA, 1189 nt
Organism: Hibiscus syriacus
Lineage: Eukaryota; Viridiplantae; Streptophyta; Magnoliopsida; Malvales; Malvaceae
Exons: 7
Coding region: 240-968 (242 amino acids)
Source: RefSeq, a predicted model, not a curated record